Messenger RNA from Selaginella moellendorffii, 2287 nucleotides. Its product is annotated as cationic amino acid transporter 6, chloroplastic. Lineage: Eukaryota; Viridiplantae; Streptophyta; Lycopodiopsida; Selaginellales; Selaginellaceae. Gene Ontology annotation, biological process: amino acid transport; transmembrane transport. The record is from RefSeq and is a predicted model, not a curated record. Gene Ontology annotation, cellular component: plasma membrane. Bases 46 to 1878 code for a protein of 610 amino acids. Gene Ontology annotation, molecular function: amino acid transmembrane transporter activity. The transcript is spliced from 5 exons.
GCGAUACUAGGAAAUUUUCCCAAAUUCUCUUCCUUUCUGGAUUGGAUGAAUCGAUGCGUCGACAUGGAGGAUCCCUCCUCCUCCUUCGCCAGCGUCACGGCCUAUCUCUCCGCGAUCUCCAAGACGCAUUCGCGGCUCAAGCAGCGAAUGGCCGCGUCGUGGACGCCGAGCGAGGAGAUGAACGAGGUGCGAUCGCGAUCCGGCGCCGAAAUGCGGCGCAAGCUCAAGUGGUAUGAUCUAAUCGCGAUGGGAAUGGGAGGGAUGCUGGGGGCGGGGAUCUUCGUCACGACCGGCACCGCCGCCAAGAGCUUCGCCGGCCCAUCGAUAGUGCUGGCAUACAUUGUGGCUGGCAUCUCGGCGCUCCUCUCGGCCUUCUGCUACACCGAAUUCGCGGUGGAAAUGCCCGUCGCUGGAGGCGCGUUUAGCUACUUGCGCAUCACAUUUGGGGAAUUCGCUGCGUUUUUCACUGGUGCCAACCUCCUCAUGGAGUACGUUUUGUCCAACGCUGCCGUGGCCAGGAGCUUCACUGCGUACUUUUCAGCCAUCUUUGGAGUGGCCGCUUGGAGAAUUGAGGUGACAGCAAUCCAUUCCAAAUACAACAUGCUGGAUUUCCCGGCCGUGGCUCUGCUCAUCAUAAUCACAAUAUUCUUGUGCUACAGCACCAAAGACAGCUCCAUUUUUAACAUGGUGAUGACAGUAGCCCAUGUUUUGUUCAUAUUGUUCAUCAUUGUGGCCGGAUUUGUCAAGGGAGACGUGAAGAACUUCACAACACCCGGACACCCGAGCAGCGAAGGUGGAUUCUUCCCUUACGGAGUCAGGGGAGUGCUAAAUGGUGCCGCGAUUGUUUACUUCAGUUAUAUCGGCUACGACGCAGUUUCAACUUUGGCGGAAGAGGUUGAAGAGCCUGUGAAGAAGAACAUACCAAUUGGUGUCUCCGGCUCGGUCGCUAUCGUUUCAGUCUUAUACUGCCUCAUGGCUGCCUCCAUGAGUAUGCUCGUCCCUUACGAUAUGAUUGACGCGGAUGCCUCCUAUCCGAUGGCUUUCAGGAAAGUUGGCUGGGAUUGGGCUGCGAAGAUAGUCUCGGUUGGUGCAAGCUUGGGGAUUUUUACGUCCCUGCUUGUUGCUAUGCUUGGACAGGCGCGAUACUUGUGCGUGAUAGGAAGGUCCAACGUUAUCCCUUACUGGUUUGCGAAGGUAAAUCCUUCUACAGGGACUCCAAUCAAUGCGACAGUUUUCUUAGGCGUUGUAACUUCUGCGAUAUCUCUGUUCACCGAUCUAGAGAUCCUACUCAACAUGAUUUCUAUCGGGACGCUCUUCGUCUUCUACAUGGUCGCCAACGCUCUCAUCUUCCGGAGGCACGUCGUGAGGAAGAUCUCCAGCCCCUGGCCGACGCUCGUCUUCCUCGCCCUCUUCUCCGGCUCCGCCAUCGGCUUCGUCACCUUUUGGAACUUGAACCGCAACGACCUCUGGUGGGGGCUCGUCUUCUUCGGCGUCUUGUGCGUGCUUCUCACUAUGAUCUUUUGGUGGAAAGUCCCGCAAGCUCACAAGCCGGCUGACUGGGGUGCUCCGCUCAUGCCGUGGUUAGCCGCCGUCUCCAUCUUCCUCAACGUGUUCUUGCUUGGCUCGGUGGACUGGCAGUCUUACAGGAGGUUUGGGCUCUGGUCGAUAGUGGUGGUGAUUUUCUACGUGGUUUACAGCGUUCAUGCGAGCUUCGACGCAGAAUCCAACCGCAGCAGGCUACUACUGGCAGGCAAAGCAGGGGAUUUAGAGCUCCAGGAUCAUCACCAUCAGCAGCAAGCUGUAAAGUCGAAGCUCCAGUUGGUGCAUGGCGAGCAGCAACAGGUUGUUCUUCAAGUCUGUCCGGGGGAUCAGAGCUAGAAGUAACUGCGAUGACUAUGACUUGGGAGGUACUAGAAACUUUACACCGUACUCGGGAUUGGCGAGGGAAGCUGGGCCAGGGCCUUGAAGAUUCACAGGCAGGAGGAGACAACCAAACAGACAGGACAGUGACUCACACACUCGGUUGAUUGAUUGAUGGAUACGGUAUCACUUCCACAUCUGGCCAGAGGAGGAAGAUCACGACUGCGAGAAGAUCGUUCGUGGUGGUCGACGAAGGAAAGCUUUGUAGCAUAUUUACAGUGGUGGUGGUAUAGGAUUACUUAGGCAAAUUCUUACGACAAAAGGAAGGGAGAAAUCUCCGCUGAAAGAAAAAUCCUCCAGGGAAAUCGAGCUCCUGGCUGUACUAUAAAAACGUCAUUCGCUGUUAACUUAGUUUGUUCCAUCUCUC